Vicugna pacos (alpaca) is the source of this 4116-nucleotide messenger RNA. Lineage: Eukaryota; Metazoa; Chordata; Mammalia; Artiodactyla; Camelidae. The record is from RefSeq and is a predicted model, not a curated record.
CCGGUCUGGGCGCCCUCUGCUUGCGGCGGACCCGCCGGCACGGUGUCGCCCGCCGCGCUUGCCCCCCGGCCGCCACGCCUCCGGGGCGUUGGAACCCGGCCGCCUGAGCUGACCUCCGGGCCCCCGAGUCAUCUCGCACCACCUUAGCCCCUCCCGGCCCUGCACACCCGCGUGUCUGCCGCGCCGUCUGCUGCUCAGCCUCUUGUCUUCUGACCUCAGGAUCAGAUUAGCCCUCUUGCCCUUCCAUCCCUCGUUAAAGGUUUGGCUUUGAGGCUGGUGGGGGUGACCGGAAAAGUGCUGUAAGAGUUUCAGCUAGAAGAUGAUGGUGGUAAAAUCGUCCGGUACUGGGCAUGAUUUGUAUGCUGUCGAUGUCCUCCAAACUGAACAGAUGGAGAGCCCAAGUUCACCUACACGUGGGAUGCCGUAGGACGUUUUUUCCUAAACUGUUGCCAGUUCUUGUGAGAGCAGCAUUAAGAUUUCCACCCCCCACCCCUUGGCGCUGUGAACGCAGAGAUACAUUUGUGGUGAGCAAGCGAAUGAUGAUGCUCGCUGUCUAUAACUGCACCAGUAUGCAUGAGCGAGUACACCGAACAGAAAGACAGUUUCGAUCACUUCCAACUAAUCAACAGAAACUGCUUCCUCAGUUUCUUCUUCACUUGGACAAGAUCCGGAAAUGCAUUGAUCAUAAUCAAGAAAUACUACUGACCAUUGUGAAUGAUUGCAUACAUAUGUUUGAAAAUAAAGAAUAUGGAGAAGAUGGGAAUGGAAAGAUUAUGCCGGCAUCUACAUUUGACAUGGAUAAGUUAAAGUCCACACUGAAACAGUUUGUGAGAGAUUGGAGUGAAACUGGGAAAGCAGAAAGGGAUGCUUGCUACCAGCCAAUCAUUAAAGAAAUUUUAAAAAAUUUUCCAAAAGAGAGAUGGGAUUCUUCUAAAGUAAAUAUUCUGGUACCUGGUGCUGGACUAGGAAGACUGGCCUGGGAAAUAGCUAUGCUAGGUUAUGCUUGUCAAGGAAAUGAAUGGAGUUUUUUUAUGCUCUUUUCUUCCAACUUUGUACUCAACAGAUGCUCUGAAAUUAAUAAAUAUAAGCUUUAUCCCUGGAUCCAUCAGUUUAGCAAUAACCGAAGGUCAGCCGAUCAGAUUCGACCCAUCUUUUUCCCUGAUGUUGACCCCCACAGUCUUCCUCCUGGUUCUAACUUUUCUAUGACAGCCGGAGAUUUUCAGGAAAUAUAUUCAGAAUGCAAUACCUGGGACUGUAUUGCUACCUGUUUCUUCAUAGACACAGCUCACAAUGUAAUUGAUUAUAUUGACACAAUAUGGAAAAUACUCAAGCCAGGUGGAAUUUGGAUAAAUUUAGGUCCUCUGCUGUACCACUUUGAAAAUUUGGCAAAUGAACUUUCCAUAGAAUUGAGCUAUGAGGAUAUAAAAAAUGUUGUUCUGCAAUAUGGAUUCCAGGUAGAGGUGGAGAAAGAGUCUGUCUUGUCAACAUACACUGUGAAUGAUCUCUCCAUGAUGAAAUACUACUAUGAAUGUGUCCUGUUUGUGGUCCGUAAACCACAAUAACGGUCUCAAGUGAUAUCACCAGGAAGAAAGUUUGAUAAGAGCAAAUGCUGGAAUAAACAACUCAGAAUCAACUAUCCCAAUGACAGGACACAACCUCAAAUCAGUGGUGCCUUCUUAUUCCUAACAAAAUUUAGAAAUAGUGUCUAUUUUCUUAAUAUGUCUAUCUCUUUUUCAGAAAUAUAUUAUGCCAUGCAUAUUUGUACUACACAAGUUAAAAUGGAGGAAAUGUCUUCAAGCAUACUUUUUCCUUGAAGCCCAGAAUUGUCUUUCAGUAGAAAAAACUAUCUCCAGUGUAUUCAUGAAGCUGUCCUUAGCAAGUCUGCCAUAUGGAUGACUAAUAGUAUUGAAGUCCCUAGUAAUCCCCUUUGUUGUUGUUUUGUAUGCAUUGUACAUGUUAUUUUUAGAAGAGUCUAAGGAUCCUCUGUCACUUUCAGCAUCUGGAAUUGGGACUUCUGUUUACUUUGGACCUACGCAGUCUGUACAUAAAAUGUAUGUCUAUUUUAUCGUUCAAGGUAUUUUUUUUCCAACUCAGCUGAACUUAUAGUUAGCAUCAAACGUUUCAUUUCUAUGAGAUGCUAAAUUUAUAGGAUCACAGGCCAGUAAAAUGCAUUUUAAAUAGCUGAGAAAUUAGUUAAGUCUGGCCACACUAAACUGAACCCUCUUUGAGAGCAUACUCAUCAUGGAUCACUCUGAAAUGUGAGAGAUCUCAACAUUCUAAGUGAGGCACAAAAGCCUUUAUUAAAGAUACUGCUAGGAGACUGGGGAAAUCAGAGCAAAAUCUGCCCAUUUGAAAUGAUGUAUGAUUGUAAACUAUAAGCGAGUACAGAGUUUGUCAGUGAUAUGUUUACAAUAAUGUCUUUUUUAACCUGGAUUACAAAAGCAAGCACUUUUUUUUUCCCGUUAAAACUAUUACAUACUAGUAAAAACUGUCAUGAUGGUAUUUAUGUGGGGAGAUUUUGAUUAUGAAAUUUAGGGAUAAAAUACUGCCCAUCGUCUCUGUCUUCAAUAUUGUAAGCAGCAGCCAUCAACAUAAUUUCACUUUAACACCAGUUUUGUUCCCUUGAUAUCUGUAGCUGAAACCGUAUAUGCUGCUUUGCAUUUCUACCUCUAGCAGGUCUUUAUUGGAGGGAGUUUUCCUUUGUAUUGUUUUAUGUUUAUUAUCCUGUUUUCCAGUAGCUUAAAAAGUGGAGAUGACUAAUUUAACAUUUUAACCUUUUCUUGGAGAAAAGAAAGUACUAUUGAAUAUUUUCACAGAUGAUUGUGAUGACAUUAAGUGACCUCUGUGGCAGUUUGGAUUAGAUAGGCUUAAUUUCAAUAAUGUGCUAUAGUAUAACUGUCAUGUUUUCAUAGGAAAUCUUACUUACGAUCUUUAGACCUUUAUUGUCAGUCACUACACUAUCUGGCAUCUUACUAGUAGGACUUUUUCUGCAUACACUACGGCAGCUCCUGUGGCCUUUAUGUCCAUGAUGCAGUAAAGGAUUCCAUGAAUUUAAUUUGAUUUGUCAAAUUAUGGACACCUGUAACCUGCUGAGUGUUUCUGAAAAACUACUUCUCUUUUUUGGGUCCCUCAGUACUUAGCAGAUGUUCAUUUAGUGGGAAUUCUCAUUACCUAACACAUGAAUGAACUUGAAAUUAAUGCAAGGGUAAAAAAGACCCCAAGUUUAUUUAUUUUUUUUAAGGAAGAAAAUCUUAAAAGGAGCGUAAGUAUUUAAAAAAUCCAUUGAAAGGAAAGGAAUGCAUGCUGUUUGUAAUUUAGAAAUGCUUUUUAUUCACUAAUAAGUAUUCACUUUUUUACAACUUGUAUCAAAACAGAUGAUCUUGGUUUUCUCAUUGAGGAAAAAACACCUUGACACCAAUCGGUUGGCUUUAUUACUUAAAACUUUUGCUAUCAAGUUUUAUUCUUUAAUGCUACUUAUGUUUCUAAAUUACAGCUUAUAUUUUAGUUUUCUGAAAUCAUUUGUUUUAUUUGUUUCUAAUUUCCCCCUCAUAUCAUGAAUACUGUUUUUUAAAUAUACUACACAAAUUUGCACCACUUUUUUUCUCUUAUAACUUUUGUAGUUAAUAUAUUCUAAACUUGAAAAUUGUGGUAUCAAUCAAUAAUAGAGGUGUCACUGGAGGAUUUAAUUUUGUAUUUCUUAACGUGUAGUCCUAGCUACUAAAGUGUGCAAGCCUUAAAGUUUAAUUUUUUUUUCUUAAAUAACUCUAUACAGAAAUGUUUUCAUUCAUUUUCAUAAAGUAGAGGGAGUUAGGUCAUUGUGCUUGCUUUUUUUUUUACUUUCCAUAAUCUGAAGCAGUGUAGGCUAGGGAAUGUUUUAAUCAAGUGAGUAGGAUGGGAUAUGUAAAAUAUAAAGAGAAGCUGUAUAAAUCACAGUAUAAAAUUAUGAAGUUUGGGGACUGUAAAAUGUACUGUAUUUAUAUGUAAUUCUCAUUCUAAAAGUUGCCGCAAAGGCUGAAGUGGAAGCUUCAUGUCUGCAUGAAAUUUCCUAUAUUUUUAAUGUGUAUGAUGGACUUAAUUUUUCUUGAAUAUUAAAGUCUGCCAAUUGCUAUGAAACAA